This is a messenger RNA of Colletotrichum truncatum, 2676 nucleotides long. RefSeq lists its product as uncharacterized. Lineage: Eukaryota; Fungi; Ascomycota; Sordariomycetes; Glomerellales; Glomerellaceae. The record is from RefSeq and is a predicted model, not a curated record.
AUGGUCAACCCUAAUCGCUGGUCAUGGUCGGGAGGACCGCGAAAAGCGUACAACAAGGAGUAUGCAGUGAUUAGCAAGCAGCCUCUGAUCUCGCCCUCUGUCAACCACGAUUCAAAUGAGACCGCCGACCCAGCCGACAGCAAACUGCAGACUAGUACUGCCGGCAUCUCAUCGCGUCGACUGUCCAAAAAUCGUUGGAGUUGGCGGCCAGACGCAGCCAUAGCCAUAACCGUGGAAGCCGGGCAAGAAAACGACCACGAAGACAGGGAGCAGAGCCAGGGUCAACUAGACAGACCUGCAACCUCAAACGGUCUCCCUCGGAACCCCAAGCACGAGAAACAGCCCGAUGCCACUGCUCCCUCCCGGCGCUUGAGACCGUUGUCAAUGAUAGCGCCCGCCAGCGCACCUUUUGGAAAAGCGCCAUCCUUUUCAAACCUCAAAGAACAAAAGCGACAACAGGAGGACGCGGACCAAUUGUCUUCAGACCCAAAUCCGUUUACGGCUGCUCAGUCUUCCGCCGGGGUCAAGGACGCCUUUAACCGGUUCAUCGGUCGCCAGCUUACCAGACGAAAGACGAAGUCAGGACGCCCCUUGCAACAAUUUAAUCAGCAGGGAGAAGCUGAACCGACACCACCGCCCUCCCGGCAUCAACAGCAGGCACCGUCAAGACCCAUGCAACCUCCGAUGCGACGUGGUCCCCAGCUCCACAAUCCCCAGAACACCCUUCGAGGAGGGCCCCCUGCCAACCCUGCCAGUUUCGCCCAGACCCAAGCCCAGGGUCGCAUCGAAACAGGUCGCAUGGCCGCACCGCUGCCAGAGUUGGACGAACAGAGCGAGUUGCAGCUGCCUCUAACUUACACCCGUCCCUCAACUGCCACAAGUGCAGUGACAGGUCUUGGUACGUCGUCAUCUCCUCCUGCACCGUCGGCAGAGGAAACAGGGUUACUGGGUCGCUUCGUGCGCCGGCGAUUGGUUCCCAAGGAUAAGGACACCACGAACAAUAAGAAUCGGUGGAUUUCCACUAGCGACGACAAUACGAGCCAACCUGCCGGAACCAACCACGAGAGCAGCAACUUGUCCGGUCCGACUCCCAAUUUUGAUGAGUCCACCGAGCACGAAAUGCAGUCACAAUCUAUCCUGCUACCAGCCUCUCAAUCAUCACACAGGAAGGUGAAUGGGAAGGUGAAGGCAGAUGAGAACAAGGGUGUCUCGGAUCCUGGAAGCUUUCCGUCCUCGUCUGUUCCACGAUUUCUUCGACAUCUCGCGAAGCCCCAACAAGCGACCACAACGCCCGUUCCGAAUCCUGAGGCCGUCGCACCACACAAGGCAAAGUCUCGAUCACAGUCUCAACAGGCAGGAACACCACAACAACACCAACAAAUGCCGUCCGCAACAUCGCCUGCCCCAUCCAAGCUGCGCACAAAACCCAGCUUUGGAAAACGGUUUUGGUCAAAGUCUAGUUCUAACCAUUUCGAAAACGAUGAGGAAGCCAAGACUGAGGUCGAGCCACCGGUACCAGCACCGGUGCUCCGACCUGUGUAUGUGCCGAAGCAUGCGGCGUCGGACUUUUCUCGCACGACUUCUACGACGCAGAGGUAUCGCAAGAGCGUCUACGUCGGAAAUGGGGAGGUUGUCGGAAACUACCUAGCCGCGAAUUCUGCCGACAUUGCUGAAGACGAACCGCAGUCGCAAAAGCAGAGACGUCGUAUGUCAUUUGCUGAGAGGGCCGACAAGCGCAUGUCCCGAGAGGUGUCUUCAUCAAAAUAUGAAGCGCCAUCCCCUCAAGAGCUGCAUCGGCGCCUUGAAAUUGUCAAGAGCAGCGAGAUUGAGGUCGUGUCCACCAGAGAGGAGUCUAGUGUCGACGACUCGUGGCAGCAGCACCAGCAUAAGUUGCUCCAAAUGAAUUCCAACGUUUCAAUAAACGGCAAAGGGUCCAUUAGGAGUCAAUCUCGCCCAAGAUCGACACGACGAUAUAGCUUCAACCUAGUUGCGGACCCCUUUGCGAGAGAUCUGACACCACCAAAAUCAGUCUCACCUGUGGAAAUGGAAGCACCUUAUGACCCGCCAAGCCAAACACCACCAGAUGUAUCACAACAUCAGGUAUCGCAACAAGCACUCGCCCAGGUGCCAAAGCACGCCAAAUCAUCUCACGCUCGUUCCAAUCCGCGUCCCAAAACCCAGCCGGAGGAACAACCUCGCAAGGACACGACGGAAAUGACGGACUAUGAGCGCUUCGUCGCCAACGCUCAAGCCCUAGAGCGCGAGCAAAAUGCCGAGAUGUGGCGCCAACUGGCCCGGCGUUCCGGCCAUUAUCGAUACAACGACAAUGUGCGCAAUUCCUUCCUACCCGAUCCAGUCACCACGAACCCGGGGGUCCUCCCAUAUACGUAUAAGCCCAGCAAACGCGACAGCGCUCAGUUCUCCGUCGGCAAGAGAGCAAGCAUGAUGUCUUAUGCAGCGGAUGACGAACGAAACUUGUUCUACGUGCAGCCUGUGGAAAAAGGAGCUAGUGAUACCCGUAGAGAACUGAGGCACCAGGGAAGCGUCUCGAGACGCAUCUCUGAAUACAUUAAGCCACCAAAGCAGCACCGAGGGUCUGGCUAUGACGAGUGGCUGGCACCCGGGGGUGGACGCGCCAACCGCAGAAGCAUUAUUACCGGUGUAUCGGAGGAGUGA